This is a messenger RNA of Neurospora hispaniola, 728 nucleotides long. RefSeq lists its product as uncharacterized. The transcript is spliced from 3 exons. The coding region runs from base 161 to 676 and encodes 171 amino acids. Lineage: Eukaryota; Fungi; Ascomycota; Sordariomycetes; Sordariales; Sordariaceae. The record is from RefSeq and is a predicted model, not a curated record.
GCCGACUUCCGGGAACAUUAAUCGAUCGUGAGAUUUGGACGAACUUCCUUCUGUUCAUCUGGCACUUCUCCUUCUCAAGUUGUCAAUUAUGAUUCAGUCUUUGGCCCAAUACUAGAACUGUUUCAAAGACUACGUUCAAGGGAAACAUCCUGGAGCAAACAUGGCACCCUCGGCGAGCACCGCUAAGUCCAGGCCAAGAAAGUCGACUAACACCGUACUUGACGAUUCUGGUUCCGACGACGACUACCAAGCAUACAAUUUGCGACUCCAGGAAGCCAGCGCGGCUAGAGCACGUCUCAAAAAGGCGAGAGAAGAGCGCGAUAAGAAACGCAAGGCCUUGCUCUCUGCCUACCAAGGCGCGCUCACGUCCAUCCAAGACCGCGUAAGAAAAUCAGUUUCCAAGUACCAUGAUCUCCACUCAGCCAUGCACAUCUCCCGUCUGUUAAGACUCAAGGAAGCAGUAGAAGCCAGCGAUCAAAAGCAGACCGCCAUUGCCAAGAAGCUAGCCGAUGUGCAGCGCAUCAUGAGCAACCACAGUAUUCAGCUCUGCGCCUUGUACGAGGGUCGUCGAAAAGACUUGGCUGUUAUGUUACCCCGUGCGAAGCCUGAGAAGCCUGCGGAGGAUGGUGCUGCUGCUGCUGCUACUUCUGAGGUGGACAGGUUGUCGGGCCAGUAGCUGCUGCCUGAGGGUGCGCAGGGAUUCAUGGUCUCGAAGGAAGCUUCGUCAA